This is a messenger RNA of Phytomonas sp. EM1, 2010 nucleotides long. The record is from the annotation of a GenBank genome assembly. NCBI's taxonomy places the organism in Eukaryota, Euglenozoa, Kinetoplastea, Trypanosomatida, Trypanosomatidae.
AUGACUGAGGAGGAUGUUGAGAUAGCUUCAUCUUUUCAGGCCAUAGGAAACACCACUUCGCUCCGCUCCUCGUGUGGUUCUGGUGGUAACUAUUGUGGGAGUAGUGCUACACAUAUGACCGAGUUGCCGAAUCGCUAUCAUCUUGAUCCCCGUAUGCUGUUCACUCCGGCUCAGUCACAAUGGACGCCGACCCGUUUGAGCUCACCGUUCUGUGUACUCAGUGCAUAUGACUUUCAGGACGAUUUUUACAUCAACACACUUUCCUGGGGACAUGAGCAAAUCGCCCUGGCACUUCGUCACGAUCUUCUUUUUUUCCAUCCAGCCUCGCCUCGCCAGAGAUCUGCCACCAUAUGCGUCUCAGACAUAGACCCUGCUAAAGGAAACGAUGCGUCUGGAAGCCCCAGCAAUACGUCUAGAAGGCAACCAACGGCGGUGGCGGUUUGCCGACACAACGAUGAAAGCUGUUUCCUUGGCCUUUCCGGCGGUGGUGUUGAGCUUUUUCAAUGCACGGAGCACGGUAGCCUUGCCCGCACUAAUGUCUUUACGAUGCCGCCAUCGCCAUAUGAAACAUUAGCGGCCGGUAUGAGGGCGCCUUUGUUGCUUAACAAGCGCAUCGCUUUGUCGGAAGGGGUGUUAUUGUCAAGAGUGAGUAAGGCAUUGUCGGCGUCCAUGUCGUCUGUUUCGAGCGUAUGCGGGAUUGCCACUUCUGGUACUCAUCCAUGGCUCGGGGUAGUUGCCACGGCCGGCGGUGAGUUGCUUACCCUGGAUGCGCGGUCUAGGAAUCCGUGCACGGUGUUCGGAGGGAAUUCUGGUCUUUCCAGGGCCUCCCUGGCUGGAGGUGAAGUGCCUGUUCAUCUUCCUCGUGCGUGUUGCAGCUACAGCCCACGUGGUGAUCCCGAGGAGCAAGACGCCUUGGCUGCUCACACCUUUGCUACCGCAGGGGAUUCUCUCCCGGCUGGACAAGCACUGAGGCGAGUGCAAUGGGCAUCGGACUAUCUUAAGCAUCACGAUCGUCUCUGCAGCGUGGCGUGGAGUGUCAAUGGCUCUCUAAUCGCCACGGGCAGUGAUAUGGGAACCGUAAAGCUCUGGUCCUUACAAAACCCUCGUUCGCCCGUGCAGGUAAUACCAUUUGACCAACACAGCACGAUAAAGGCACUAUGCUUUCAUCCACACAACCCGUACGAGCUGCUAAUUGGUGGGGAUGCCGGAAAUUCUGGACUUCGUGUAUACAAUGUGUUGACAGUGGAACCGCAGCUUAUGUGGUCCACUAAUACCACCGCUCAGACCACACAAGCGCAGUACUCGCCGGAUGGAGGGUAUAUAGUGACUGCGCAGGGGACCUGUGCGAGUUCCCCCACAUUGCCUGAAAUGAUGGCUGAGGGCGUAAACGAUGAAAGUCGGACGACAUCCAGUAUGGCUCACAGCUAUCGCGGGCCACAGCUUCAAUUUAACUUUGCGGACGACAGCAUGGAGGAGGAUCCAGAGGUGUGCGAUCGUAACCUAGGGAGGACAGGGGGAGGGAACCAGGGGAUGGGGUGGUUGGGAACCGCGCCUCGUCCUGGCGCGGCGACGCGUCAACAGGCCCCACCGUCCUAUUCUCUCGUGGUGUGGCGCAAGCCUAAGCGCGAUUCUGUCGAGUUAUGCCCCUGCAAUCUCCUUUCUCGUGAGGAAAAGGCCAUUCACAGCCCCAGUUCCUCAAUGGACCAACCCCACCGGCAUUGCCGUUUGUAUGGCAAAACCGCCGAGACGUCACUGCCGUUGCACUUUCAGUAUGCCAUGGUGGGGCAUCGUGCACGGCCACUCUUAGCUUGCCCAUUUUCACCCUCCAGCUAUGAGGGCUGCAUGGCCUCUGUCGCGGGCGGGGGUGACAGCAAUAUUAGAUUUUGGCGAGUGUUUCAGAAGACUAAUCGGCCAGGGGGCCGUUACGGGUCCAUUGAGGAGACCUCUUCCCGCGCGCUGCGUUCAUGCAUCGAUCGUGACCAUCAGGGAGAUGUUCGGGAGCUGAGAUAG